AGCAGUCUGACCAAUAAGAACGAUUAUGUCUUGGUUUCAGUAUGUCGCAGAUAAGGGUCAAGCCGCUCCCUUAUCGGGUGAGCCUAAUGAGUGCGGGGGACAGCUAAGACCUUACAUAGCAUCACAGUCAACUUCGAAAACCUCCCGUCUCCAAUCUUGGAAAGCGAUAUUGCUCUGUACCUGAUGUUAUCUUUUCAAUGAUUAGAUUGCGGAGUUCCGGAACUGCAAGAUGCGGACUUGGAAUAAUACAUAAGAACAGCAAAAUGCUCAUUGCAGGAUUUACUCUGUCCAUCAUUUCAUAUCUUACAUCCCCCUAACAACUACCUGUCGUUCAUCGUUCCAGCAAGACCAUGGCUAACCGAACCUCCUCAAAAUAUCGUGUUGCUGUUACUCAGCAUGAGCCAGAAUGGUUUGAUCUACGGAAGUCGGUGGAAAAGACAUGCCGUAUUAUCACAGAAGCUGCUGAAAAUGGUGCGCAGUUAGUUACUUUUGCAGAAGCAUUUAUUCCAGGCUACCCUGCCUGGAUAUGGUGAGAAACUCCAGUGUUUAGGUCCAAAUUUGUGAUGUUAAGUGAACAGCAGGACUCGUCCAGUCGACCCGCUACUCUCUACUACCUACAUUAAGAAUUCACUAGUCGUCGAUUCUGAUGAGAUGAGAACCAUUCAAAACUGUGCGGCUAAGCAUGGCAUUGUCGUUUCUCUAGGCUUUUCCGAAAAUGACAACAACUCGUUGUACAUCGCACAAGCUAUCAUCGAUGGCGAUGGGUCGAUAGUCAUGAAAAGAAGGAAACUUAAAGCUACACAUAUGGAGCGUACAAUCUUUGGAGAUGCUUCUGGGGACAGUCUUUUGAAUGUUGCUUCGACUCGUGUUGGAAAGGUUGGAGCUUUAGCUUGCUGGGAACAUUGCCAACCGUUGCUUAAAUAUCAUACUUUGCAUCAGCAAGAGCAGAUUCACUGCUCAGCCUGGCCACCCAUUGUGAACCAUACCGGUGGACCUGAGUUAUGGUCCAUGUCUUUGGAAGGUAAAAUAAAGGACAAUAUCUCAACUGACAGUGUAUCGCUAACAUACAUCCUCUAGGAUGCCAGGCCCUUUCCCAAGUCUAUGCGAUAGAGUCCCAGACCUUUGUUCUUCACGCCACGACUGUCAUGACAGAAAAGGGAGUUAAGGCCAAUUCUUCAGAAGGGGGAUUGCUUAUGUCGGCACCUGGUGGAGGUGCUUCAGUCAUCAUCGGUCCGGAUGGUCGGGUCAUGUCGUCACCCCUUGAAUCCAGAAGUGAAGGAAUUGUCUAUGGAGAUAUUGAUCUAGAUCAAGCCGUAUUCGCGCGGAGUUUCUUGGAUACCUGUGGACACUACAGUCGGCCUGAUCUUUUGUGGCUUGGAUGUGAUACCCGUGGACGUAAGGUAAGAAUUGAAGGCAAGUUGUAAGGAAUGGGGAAAUACCCUGAGUAAACUCUUUGUUGCAAAUCUAGCUUCUAUUGUUCUACUUCGGAUCAUAAAACCAGCAUUCAUUAUUCAGAUCCAGUUAAACAAUCUCUCCAAACAAAAAAGACAAUAGGUAGUAAUUACAUAGGAAUUAUUCUGCUCUUAGCUAAUUUGAUAUGGAGUUAAAAUAAAACACCAAUCUAAGCACAUAAAAGUUUCGGCAUAUUCCAUCGAGUUUUGCAUCUACAUAUUUGACACACAAGUUUUAAAUACCCCCUCAACUCACUCCUGUAUCUAGAGAACGAUUUGCACGUAUUUAUAUUUCAUAUUCAUGUGGUAGUAUUGCCAAUAGAUAUGCGUCAGCACAAUACGACUUUCUAUUGCAUCUCAAUCG
Messenger RNA from Sclerotinia trifoliorum, 1815 nucleotides. NCBI's taxonomy places the organism in Eukaryota, Fungi, Ascomycota, Leotiomycetes, Helotiales, Sclerotiniaceae. The record is from the annotation of a GenBank genome assembly.